AUGUAUGGAAGUAUAAAUGAGCAGUACAGAAGUGACCACCAGCUGCUCUCUCACAACUCUCAUGUAGCUGAGAGCCAAGAUGAGGAAGAAUACCAGCAUGGAGACUCAGGAUCAACUAGAAACACAGAGCUUCAAGCAGAGGAAAGACAUCAUGAAAGUGAAAUUAACAGUAACAGUCCACACACCUCUGCUGUGAUCAACUUAAAUACAGGUAAAAAGCCUUUAAAAUGUGACGUAUGUGGGAAAGUUUUUGAGUGCAAGUCAAAAUUGCAAAGACACCUGAAAAGCCACACAGGUGAGAAGCCACAUACUUGUAAAGUAUGUGGGAAAGCUUUCAGACAUAAUAAUGUCUUGUUAGUCCACAUGAGGACUCACACAGGUGAGAAGCCGUAUACUUGUAAAGUAUGUGGGAAAGCUUUCGGACGUAAUGGUGUCUUGUUAGUCCACAUGAGGACUCACACAGGUGAGAAGCCAUAUACUUGUAACGUAUGUGGGAAAGCUUUCAGAUAUAAUGGUCACUUGUUAGUCCACAUGAAGACUCACACAGGUGAGAAGCCACAUAGUUGUAACAUAUGUGGGAGAGCUUUUGGACGUAAUGGUGACUUGUUAGUCCACAUGAGGACUCACACAGGUGAGAAGCCACAUACUUGUAACGUAUGUGGGAAAGCUUUUGGACGUAAUAGUGUCUUGUUAGACCACAUGAGGACUCAUUCAGGGGAGAAGCCGUAUCCUUGCAAAACAUGUGGGAGACACUUCAGAUCUGCCAGUAACUUGACAGCCCACAUGAGAACGCACACAGGUGUAAAGGUGCAUCACUUGAGCACAGAGGUUCCAGUUGAAGUCACACAUAUACAGGAAAGAGACUGUUUAAAUGCAAAACAUGUGGCAGAGCUUUCAGAGGCCUCUUCCAUAAAGCAUGCUAAGAAAAGUGGGGAGUGAGGUCCAAAUCCUGAAUUUUAAUUGAAAUUGCAGGUCUGGAAAAGUUAAACUAGUGAGAUAAAG
Messenger RNA from Epinephelus lanceolatus (giant grouper), 1002 nucleotides. The record is from RefSeq and is a predicted model, not a curated record. NCBI's taxonomy places the organism in Eukaryota, Metazoa, Chordata, Actinopteri, Perciformes, Serranidae.